UAAUAUUUUAAUAAUGUAGAAAUUGAUUGCUUUAGCUUUGAUUGUUUCAUGUGUAUUAGGUGUAUAGAAGGAUACUAAAACAGUGUUGGCAGAGAUAGAUGCUGACAACUUUGGAAAUACAAUUUUAUCAACAGUUUAAAUGUAUUUACAAGCAAAAGGGAAUGCAGAAGAAAUUUUAGUGUUGUUGAAUUAAGUAUUAGCAGGUUUGGUUGAUGAUUAAAAUAAACAUGAUAAUGUUAUCAGAGUUGAUAGAGCUGCUUGUACUCGUAUUGUAACAGAUUUGGAAAAUUCAAUUGCUUAUCAUACAGCUUAAGUAGCUGCUAAUGCUUAAAUGAGAGAAGAUAAUGAAAAGGCUUUAGCAGAAGCUGAAAAUGAUGUUAGAUAAACAAUUUAAGUAUGCAAAUAAAAAUAGUUGUUUAGGAUAUAGAAAGUAAUGAAAGAACUUUUGCAUAAGAAGAAGCUAACAGAAACAAAGCUCAUGAAACUUGGGUUAGAAAGAAUGGUGAACAUGAUGAUGCUAUUGCUGCUGUUGAUGAAGCAACUAAAUUAGUUUAACAUCUUUCUCUAGGUGCUACAUUUGCUGAACUUAAACCAAAAUUUGAAGCUGUUUAAAAGAGAUUGAUUGAAAAUGAAAGUCACGGUGCUCUCUUUUAACCUAUUGUCACUGCUUUGACUGAAUUAGCCACUAAAGUUGAUUAAAAGGCUAUCUAAAGAAUUCUUCAAUUGCUCUCAUAACUCAGAUAACAAUUGAUUGAAGCAAGAUCUGUUUUAGAAGUAAGUAUUCUAUUUAAAUAUUCUCUAGGAUACUGAAAAUAGAUAAGCUCAAAGAUGGUCUGAAUUCUCAACACAUUUGAGCAAUGAACACAAUAGAUUGGUUGAUAGAAAGAAUCAAUUGGAAUAGUCCAUCCAAACUUUCAGAACCAAUAUUGAAACUGCCACUCAUUUCUUUGAAGUUCAUUAAGUAAAAUUUAUAUUUCUAUCUUUUUUAUAGUUAGAAUUAGAAUAAGCUCAAGAAACUCUUGAUGCUGAACAUGAAUGGUGUGCUCUCCAAGAAACCACUUACGACACUCAAACAACUGAAAGAUAAAGAUAAUAAGAAAUUGUUGAGAGAAUCUUAGAACAUUUAACUGAAAAAUUAACUGCUACAUCCCAAUACCUUGGUGGCAGAUUCUGAGAUUUUAUCAUAAAUAUUCAACAUUAUGUCCAUC
Messenger RNA from Paramecium sonneborni, 1208 nucleotides. NCBI's taxonomy places the organism in Eukaryota, Ciliophora, Oligohymenophorea, Peniculida, Parameciidae. The record is from the annotation of a GenBank genome assembly.